AGUUGACUGUUGACAAACGUGACCAAUGCAUAUCUCUGUCCCAUUUGCAGUUUCGUCAUCAGAUGGAAUAAAAUGUAAUUUAACGGGAUUUUGUCGACGUUGUGAGGCCGCAGCUGGAUUCUACAUGAAGUUGUGAAUCCGGUCUAAACGAAACCAUGCUGAAAUGGCUUUCCGGUGAAGAGGGAGAGCCUGGCCCUGGAGGCCCAGGCUCUCCCCAUGUUGCUGCUGCUGCUGCUGGUGGUGGAGAGGCUGCUGCAGAAGAAAUGGCAGACCGGCUCACCCAAACUGAGCUGCUUGUCACUCAGCUGAAGGAGAUGAUUCGGGAGAAGGAUGCAACACUUCGUGCCAAAGAUGACCAACUGAAGGUGGAGAAAGAGACAUGUGAGUCCAAAUUGUCAAAGCUGCGUCUGCAGAACAAAGCCAAGGUGACCUCCCUCACUGCACAGCUGGAGGAGCUGAAGAAACAACAGGGAGGUCAGGGCACGCCAACACACAGCAAAAAGGGGCCAUCAGAAGGAGGAGGGGAUCAAGCCAGUCGAGGCAAGAUUGUCUUACUAAAGAAGAAGGUUGAGGAACUAGAGCAGCAGCUUGCACAAAGACAAGAGGAACUGGAAAACAAGAGGAUGGAGGUCGAGUCACAGCGGCAGCGGGGUGAAGAAAUGGACGCCAUGCUGACAGAGAGGGACAGGAAACUGGCAGAAAAAGAGGCAUAUAUUGUUCACCUGCAAACAGCACAAGCAGGAGAUCAGCCCAUCACAUCUGCACCACAACAAAAGGAAGCAGAGGACAGUGGAGCAAUGCAGGAUCUGCAGCUGCUGGUGCAGAGCCUAAACAAGAAGGUGGGAGAAGCAGAUGAGCGCUACAGUUUGCUGCAGGAGCAGACGGACAGCCUCAAAGAGCUGUUGGCCACAGAGAAGGAGCAGUACACUCAAAAGGAGAGCAUGUACAAACAGAAUAUCCAGACAUUCAAAGACAUUAUUAUUCAGAAAGAUAACCAACUGAUGGAGAUCAAUCAGAUGCAUGAACAAGAGCUCUUCAAGCUAGCAGCAAAGUCUGAUGCCAGCGCAGACUUAGAGCAGCUUUUGAAGGCUCUAAAACAGAAGCUUCAUGAGAAGGAGGAAGUGCUGCUGGGUAAAGCACAGGUCAUUGAUGUUCUGCAGGGAGAGGUAGAUGGCAGGGACCAACAGAUAAAGGAGCUUACAGAGCGGCUGCGUCGGCUACAAGUAGAACGAGAGAGCCUGGAAUCCAAGAUGGAGGCAGAGAAGCAUGUGAUGCGGGCACAACUUCGCGACCUGAUGGAAAAGCAGCAAGCGGAGGUGCAGCGAAUGGCUGAGCAGCAUCAGGCACAGAUGGCCCAAAUACAGCAGGAUCUCCUGGGGCAGCUGGAGGAGCUGAGGAAGGCCUCGGUAGCAGAACCACCUCCCAGUCAGGAGGUCUCAGGAAGUGGAAUUAUACCUGCAGAUUCAGCCUACAUCCAACGGAUAGCUGAGCUGGAAGCCCAAGCAAAGCAAAAAACAGACGAGGCCAGCAGAUCAGAGGCCAAAUUCCUGAAAAUGAAAGCCUGGUCGAAAUCUCGGAUUAGACAAUUGGAGGAGGAGCUGAAGAAAAGCCAGGCUGGAGUUGCCCUCCCAGACCUGACUGCCCUGCAGAGUCGUAUCACAGCACUGGAGGAGGAGAGGGAGGAAAAUCUGUGGAAAUUAGAGCAAUUUGAGGAGCUCAAAGCAAAGAACGAAAUGCUGGAGGCUAAGCUGGUGGUAUAUGAGGAGCAACAGAGGACACUACAGGCAGACCUAGAGCAGUUCACCAAGAGGGCUGCCUCUCAGGCAAGCGAGUCCGGCAGUGCUGAUGACACCCAGAGCCAGGUGCUGGAGUGGCAGGAGAUGGUAGCUGAGGCAGUGAGCGCCAGGGACCGCGCCAAGGAGGAGAAGGCUGCCAUGGCCCUCCGCAUCAGCCACAUGGAGGAGGAAAGAGAGGAACUGAUUGAGGAUGACUGGUUCUUUCCUGGCUGCUCCGAUCCAGCACUGGCCACUCGGCAGCAGGAGUUGGAGGAGGAGCUGGCUCAAGCUCAGGGGCUCGGUCACCACAGGGCCAAGAAGCCGGCAGCUCCAGCCCAACGAAGCCUGCAGGAGGACUUUGAAUUUGAUGGGCAGACCUCAUUCCAGAACCCACGGAGCGCCUCUGAGAGCACAACCCCGAUGGAGGGAGAGAAUAUGGGAGGUUGGUGGCCAGAGUACAGUACUCCUGAUACAGAUGGAUUGCGGUCUGUUGUAGAGGAGCUGGAGCUGGAGAGGAACCAACUGCAGGAGCAGAUACUGAGCCUAGAGGAACGCUGUCAGGAUCUGGAGGAUCGACUGCAGCUGCAGGCCCGCAUAGAGGCAUUGCAGGUGACGUUUGAUGUAGAUGAAGAAGAGCAGCCAUUUUGGGUCUCUCAGAAUGAGUCAGACAAACUACAGAGCCAACUUGCCAGCGUCCGAAGUCAACAGAGCAGAGAUGCAGAGAAGCAUCAGCUGCUUGUUAGCAGUCUCAAUGAACAGCUCAAAGGGUUGAGUAACACACAAGAAUGCCUGGAAAGCUCACUCAUUGAAAAGGAGAAUACAUUGGCCAAGACGUCUGAGAAACUUGAGCUCAUCAGCAGCCUCAGAGAAUCCCUGAGUGAAAAAGAAAUUCAGUACAAAGAGGUGUCUGAUAAGCUCCUUCAGACUGAACACACUCUUGAGAAUGUUUCCAAGAAAUUUAGCGGCUCAGAGAAACAGUGCGCUGAGUUGAAAUCAGAAGUUGUUGACCUCACACAGAAGCUGAAUGUGCUGAAGGACAAGGCACAAAAGCAGGAAGUCACCAUAGAAACUUUACAAACUGAGCUGGAUCAGACAAACGAGGAGCUGGACAAAUUAAAUUCUGCCCACCUGGAAGAACGAGCCCAACUCAUCCAUGACCUUCAAAGCUGCGAGCGGGAAAUUGAUAGACUUAAAGAUGUACUGUUGGAAAAGGAAGAGGAGAUUUCAAACCUAUCUGGUAACAUGGCGGAGUAUGCAGAGCAGGUCACAGUACUGAAGCACGAGAUUAAACUCAAAGAAGAGAACCUGGUUCAUGUAGAAAAUGCACUGAGUAAGGCAGAGCGGGAGGCCAAGAUUAUCAGAGACUCCCAGACUUCAGACCAGCAAGCCCUGGAUAGGAAGAUCACAGAGCUGGUCGAGAAACUCAAGGAUACAGAGAUGGAGUUGGUCAAAACCAAAGAGGAAAGAGAGUCUAAAGGGGCUGAGUUGGAACAUCUGAUAAAGCAGGCUGAAGAGGACAAGAAAACCAUUCAGGACCUGCGGGGGGAGAUUCAGAAACAGAUUAUGAGCCAUCAUAAUCAUCUUUCCGAAUGUGAAACACAUGUCACUUCACUAAAGGAACAGCUGAUGUUAUCCACCCAAAAGCUGCAGGAGUCAGAAGAACUUCUUUUACAGCUCAAGGACAAAAAUACCAGCAAUGAGCAGCUACAGCAACAGCUCAGUGAUAAAGAACAGCUGUAUGAAAAACAACUAAAAUCAUUCAAGGAUGAACAGAACAAACUCUUGGCACAGGUGGAAAAACACAGUAAUGAAAGGCGGACAUUGUCCAAACAAUUAGAAGAGCAAGUACGGAGUGAGGAGCACAUCAAAAAGGAGAUACAAGAGAAACUGGAAACCAUAGCAUCACUGGAAAACCAACUUAAGGCAACUGAUAAACAGGCCAAAGACGAGAGGCAGAAAUUCAACACUGAAUUGCAAGUCAGGCAUUCAGAAAAUGAGAAAUUAAGCAGUGAACUUCAAAGUAAAUCUGAAAAUAUCUCCAAACUCAAGAAUCUAUUAAAAAGCAUGAAGACAGAGAAAAAACAGCUGCAAGAAAAACACAAAGAGCUGACAGAGGAACUUGAGCUACAGAAGCAGAAUGUUGAUAAACUUAGUAAAAAGGUUACAUCUGCUCUUGAACUCAACCACAGUCUUGAGAAUCAAGUAGAUUGCCUCACAAAAGAGAAAGAGAGACUUGAACUGGAAGCAACUAAAAGCGCAAGAACUAUUGCAGAAGUUACAUUUGAAAAAGAUUCCUUGCAAGCCAAAAUGUCCAUAUUGGAAAAGCAGCAUUCACAAAACAACAACAUCAUUGAAGGGCUCCAAAGAGAUAAAGAGAAUUUGACUCUUCAAACUAAUGAGUUAAACAAAGUUCUUGAGCAAAGCACUCAUUCAAACUCAGAGAUUUUACUGACAAAAACAAAUGAAUGUAGUAAUCUCAGCCAGUUACUACGAGAGAGGGAGGAGAAGGUGACACAACUGCAGGAACAAGUGCAAAGCUUGACUUCUAAGGUAGACCAGUUCCAGCAUGACAUGGCAGAAAAAGAACAGACUGUCAGUGAUCAUCGAACACAGAUAGAGGCCCAAACAAUACAGCUAACGCAACUUCAGGAGACGCUGUCUCUGCUGCGAGAACAGGAAUGCAGUCUCAAGUCUGGCUUACUGGAGAAGGAUACAAUGUUGAAAGAGAAGCAGAAAGAGUACCACAGUUUGCAGAACGAAGUGACACACCAGAAAAAUAUUGUAUCCAAGCUACAAGCAGAAGCUGAAUCACUUGGUAAAGAACACUCACAACUAUGCCAGCAAAUUGAGGAGAGAGAAGAAAUAUUGAAAAAUAUGACCCAACUGUGUCAGAAACACAAAGAAGAAUUGAAUGAUACAAACCAGACUGUUACGUCUCUCAGUGAGCAAAUCCGUGUCAUGGAAGAAAAUGCCAGAAAGUUUGAGUCUGAAGCAGAGCUGAGGCAAACAGAGCUGGCUAGCUUAAACAGCCACAUCAAGAUAAUGACUGAGGAACACCAGCAACUCCGUGCUGCUUUUGGAUCCAGAGAAAAGGAGCUUGCUCAGCAAACGCAGGUUCUGUCUGAACUUAAUGGAAAGCUUAAAGCAACUCAAGAACAGAACUCAAGUUUUAGCAUGAAGAUUAGCAGUCUAACAGAAAACAAUCAGAGACUGCAAGAGGAGUUAACACAGAACAGCCAAUCAGUUUCUGAACUAACCACUGAGAGGAGUUUACUCCAAGAACACAAUUCUGGCCUUGAAAUUCAAAUCUCAGAGAAUCGGAGAACGAUUGACAGUCUGUUGAAGGAAAAGGAGAAGCUCAUUAUCGCAGAAGAUGAAUUAAAAAAGAUGCUCAAGGAAAGCAAGCAGUCACUUUCUGAAGGUUUGCUUGAGAAAACAAGUGAAUGUACUAAUCUGUUUAAAAUGUUAAGGGAGAGAGAAGAACAAAUUCAAAGUCUACAGGAGCAGGUUGACGGCUUCGAAAAGCAAGUUAGUCAACUCAACGCGUUGUUGAAUGAGAAAGGACAAACAGUCUCACAGCAGAGUUCACAGUUGGAAGCUCAGCAGAACCAACUCCUGCAACUUCAGGAUACUGUAUCUAUGCUUCAGGAACAAGGAUCCGUCCUCAAGUCAGGGCUAAUGGAGAAAGACACAAUGGUUAAGCAGAGAGCAGAGGAGUGUAGCCUUUACCAAGAAGAAGUUGUGCAACAAAAAGCCCUCGUAUCACAGAUGCAGGGUGAGAUAGAGUCACUCAGAAAAGAGUGCUUGGAGGCAAAACAGCAGAUAGAACAAAAAGAACAGACAUUGAAAGAAGUAACAAACGAGUUUCAAAACCACAAAGAGGAGCUGAAUAAACGGAAUGAGUCAGUGAUCUCACUUAGUACUCAGCUUGGUGCCAUGAGCAAAAACGCUGCAGAGACGGAGGUUGAAAUUACCAACCUUAAGUCCGCUGUGCAAAAACUCACUGCAGAACAUUGUCAGCUGUCACAGAAGGAGGACCAGAGGAAAGCAGAGAUCACUGAUUUUCAAGAUAACAUUCAAGCACUGAAUGAGCAGAAUACAAGAAUAAAAUCUGAACUUCAAAAAACUGUGACAGAGCUGACCAAAGCACAAGAAGAGGUCACGCACCUUCAAACAGCAGUCUCUGAUGGGGAAAACAAACUUAAAACUGCCGUCUCAGAGAAUGAGAGGCUUAAUUUGACUGUGCAAGGAAAAGAUGAGUCUCUGAAACAGCAGGAGAAUUUAAUCCAGCAACUCAAUGGCAGGAUUACUGACCAGGAGAUGCAGCUCAAACAGAAAGCAAAUGACAAUGAUAGUUUAAGUGCAAAAAUUUCAGAGCUUGAAGAUUCUGUCUGUAAACACAGAGGGCAAGUUAACAGUCUUUCUUCUGAGUCAUCCAUGCUGAAAAAUGCUUUAGAGAAAAAGGAACAGUCAAGUCUUGAAUUUCAAAAUCAUUCUUCAGCUGCUGUUGAAAGUCUCAAUUCAAAUCUACAAGCCAAAGAGGCUGAGUGUGAGAGCUUAAAAGAACAGACUUCACACCUUGAAGAAUCAGUCAGAAAGCUCAACAGCACCCUCCAAGUGCAGAUAUCUGAGGUGGAAUGUUUGAAAAAGGCUUUGGAAGAAAAAGAGUUAGCUCUUUCAGACCAAUCAAAGUCUCUCCAGGAUAUUCAGAGAAGAGCAGAUGAGGCUUUGCUCUUCAAAACUCAGUUCAUGGAGAGCACAGAGUUGGUGUCACAGCUACAGAGUCAUAUUCAGGUACUGUCUACUGAGUCUGGAAACCUCAAAAAGUCAGCAGAGGAAACAAAAGGUGCCCUGAACAACCUACAAGAGAAAUAUGCAGCUAACUUAGAGGAGCUACAAGAUGUGAGACAGCAGUUGUCCAAAAGAAGUGGUGAAGUGUGCAACCUUCAGAAGUCAUUGGAAGACAUCAAUAAUGAACAUCAGGUGGCAAAGACCAUGAUAGAAACACUGAGAAAUGAAUUGUCUGCAUUCCAUCACAAACUUGAGAAGACAGAGGACCUCAACUCCAGUCUUUCAAAGGAAAAGGACGAAGCUUUUGCUUCUCAUCAAGCAAGCGUGUCACUGCUUACUGUUGAAAUAGAAAGACUCAAAUCACAACAUCUUCAAGUUGUGGCACAGAUGGAUGCACUGACAGAAAACCUUGAACAGAGAGAAAUGGCUCUCCACGCAAUUAACAGCCAGUACACAUCCCAGGCCAAACACACAGCCCAGCUGGUUUCAGAAAUGCAGAAACUAGAGCAGCAAAAUAAGAGACUAAAUGAGGAGGUUAGUUUGUCAAAGGAAGAGCACCAGAAGCUUCUUUCUGUGCUCAGUAAUGAAAACACACAUUUACAAGAGGAAGUUAGAAAACAUCUUGCAGAGAGGGAAGAGCUGGAAAGGAAGCAUCAUCAAAUAUGGGCAUCGCAGGGGGAGCUGCAGGUUCAAAUGGAGCAGCAGUCCAGCAGCAUGAAUGAAAUAAUGGAGAAAAUGAUGUCGGAGAAGGAGGGCCUUCAAGCAAAGGUUAGUGCCAAAGAUGAAGAGGUUUCUCUAUUAAAAGAAAACAUUCAAAAGAUAGAGCAAAUUCUGCAGGAUUCUGAGAAAGAGUGGUUGUUAGUCCUGGAUAGAGAAAAACAGGAUAAGAAUUUACUUGCAGAGCAACUGAGAAGUGUUGAAAAUGAAAUGAAGUCUAAAGAUGUUAAGGUUAGUGCUUUGAAAGGAGACCUGGAUAGUUUGCAGGAGAAACUAGUAGAGGCUUCCUCUGCAAUUAGGCAGGGGUCUGAUCAACUGAGCACGAAAGAGUUGGAGGCAUCAGCAGCAAGGAUUCAACUUCAGAAGGUAUUAGCAUCUGUCCAGAAAAAGGAUAAUGACAACUAUGAUUUGCAACAGGCUUUAAAAGCUGCAGAACUUGAGUUACAAAAACUUCUAGGAAGAAAAAAUGGCACUGACAAAGAUUCCUUUGUCUCACCACCAACCCCAUCUGAGAGAUCAGCUACUGGAAAGAAAGAAAAGACCUCAUUGCAGGACAUGAUAAAACAAUUACAAGAAAGUCAUCGGUUUGAGGUAGAUGCUUUGAAAAAUGAGUUGGAUAAAACUAUCACACAGUUACAAAAAACACAGACUACACUUAAUGAAAGCGAGAGGAGGAGUGAAGAGAGGGGUCAACAAAUAGCUUUGUUGCAGGAGAUGGUAGAGCAUCUACAGACUCAGCUCAGUGCUGAGUUAGAGAAAGAGAAAGAAGCUACUGUCAAACACUCUUCUUUAUACAGAGAGUCACAAGCAAAAGAUGACCAAAUCAGUUGUAUGAGUAUUCAGAUAAGUCAGCAGAAGGAAUUACUUGCUGGACUUAGUCAGCAGUUAAGGGAUAAGGAUGCAUCCAUUGCUCAAGUCAUGGAAUCUGCCUCAAAUGAAAGAAUGAAACUGGGUGAGGAAAAAGCAUCACUAACAGCACAGUUAGAAAGCAUGGCGGAAGAACACAAAACCUCCAUGACGAGGCUUGAAGAAAUUUCUCAGCAGUUAGAGGAAUGUAUUUCAUGCUCUCAAAGUGAAAUUGAGACCAAGAAUUCAGAGAAACUUCAGCUGAUUAAAGAAAAUGAUGAUCUGAAGAAUGAACUAGCCAAGGUGUCUAAAGAAAAAGAUGCAAUGAAGAAAAAGCUUCAAGCUGCUCUCGUUGUAAGAAAGGAUUUGUUGAAAAAAAUUGAGCAGUAUGAAAACCAAAAAGAAGAGAGUGCAAAUAGUAAAAGUGAGGUUUCACUUUUACAGGAUAAAUUACAGGAAGUAACUAAUCAAGCUCAGGCCACUGCAAAAAUGUACGAAGAAACUGUUGCUCUUCUCGAAAAGAAAAUUCUUGAGAAAGAAGGAGAGAUCCUUGAUCGCAAAACAGAAAGUGAAAGACUUGUCAAACAAUUACAGUCAGAAAAACAUAUUUUGCAAGUCUCAAUCAAUGAGAAAGAAGUGUGUUUGUCAGAAACUUUGCAAACACUGACUGAGAAAAGCUCUGUUAUGGAGCAGCUGCAGUCCAGUGCUGCUGAGGGAGAAGAAGCAUUUGAGCGAGAAAGAACCCUCUGGGCGCAGAAAUUAGAAGAGCUUCAAAAUGAAAUCAAGACAUGUAAAGAUGAAUUAAAGGACAAAUCUUCUUCCACAGCUACCGCUGUUGAUUUGGACAAUGAGCUUGCGCAGAUGAAGCUUGAAAAGGCGACGCUACAGAAAAAGGCCCAGGCUGCCCUGCUGGCACGUAAAGAGACACUGAAGAAAGCUCAAGAAAGUGAAAAGAAAUUAACUCAAGAACUUUCUGAGCUGAAAGUUGACUACAAGGCUCUCUUGGAACAACGCUGUCAGCAGACAAACGAGCUAAACGCCGUCCAAUUACGCUUUGACGAGAAAGUCAGGGAACUGGAGGACCUUCGUAAAAGCUCUGUAUCUGAUCAAGAUGAACUGGACACUUUAAGACAGCUUGUGGAGGAGAGGGAUACAACUCUACAAGAUUUGAAGAUGUCUCUGGCUGAGAAAGAAAGCCAGUGUCAUUCUCUAUUAAACUUGCAGACAGAGCUAGAAAAUGUUAAAUCCAAAUUUGAGAGCAUGUCUCUUGAGAUGGCAAGUAAAGAUGAGGCUCUGGUAGUCAUGGAGCAAAGAGCAAAAGAUUUGAAAUCAACACUUCACGAGGUAAAGAAUGACUUAAAGAAGAGCCAUGCAGAAGUAAAAGAAAAAACAGAACAGGUUGAGAAAUAUCAGGAAACAAUUAAAGUUGCUGAGCUAAAGAUGCAACAAGAGAAGCAAGCUUUAUUUAAUAAAAACAGAGUUUUGGAGUCCCAGCUGAGCAUCUCUGAGGAACACAUGCAUGCAAGUAAAGAAAAAUAUCAACAUUUGAUGGAAGAAAACAAGGCUCUUUUGGAAAAAAAUGAUAAGAUGAAAGUGGAACUUGAGACAGCAGCUGCCUUAGCUUCACAGAAAUCCUUGGAAGUUUCAACUAUCCAAAAGAUUUUGGCAGAAACCCAGCAGAAGCUCAGUGAUGACAAAGGUGUUUUGACUGAAGCGCUUGAAAAAGCACAAUGGCAUUGUACUGAAAAACAAAGGAAUUUGGAUUUGUUGAAGCAAGAAAAAGAAAAUGCUUUCAGAUUAAUCGAUGAACUCAGUGAAGAGGUAACUACUUUAAAUAAGCAACUUAAAGAGAAAGUAAAUGAGCAGCUACAUCAACAAAACCCUGAAAUGUGCAUCAAACAGAAAGAUGUUAACAAAGAAUCCAUCUGUCUUUCUUGUAAAUGCGCUGAAAACUUUGAAAGGGAACUAAAAGAGAGAGAUGAUGCCUUGUUAGUUUCUCAGGCUCAAAUUUCAGAAAAGGAAGACCUUAUUGCUGCACUUGAACAGCAGUUACAGCAGCAAAUUAAAAUACAUGAAACUACCAUUGAAAACAUGAGAACAGAGGCUGAUGAGCUUCAGAAAUCUCAAGAUGAUGGCACCAAAAUGAAUAAUCAGGACAACCAAAGAAAAAUUGCUCUCCUAACCAGGAAACUUCAAGCAGCUUUAGUUUCUAGGAAAGAACUCUUAAAGGAAAAUGCAACACUCAAAGACAAAGUAGAAAAGCUGUCAGCCAAACAUGAAGCUAAAGAAGCUGAAUACUUAACUCUGGAAUCAUCAGUGCUGAAGCUGAGGCAGCAAAAUAUGGACCUGGAGAGCACCGUAUCAUCUCUGAACAAGGAGAAAGACAAACUCAGCAAUGAAGUUGAUGGCAUCGCUAAUGAUAAUUGCAACCUAUCAGCAGCCUGUGAAAGCUUGAAACUAACCAUAGAAAACAUCACCCAGCAGAAACAAGCUUUCUCCUGCCAGCUUGAAUCUCUUAAAGACUCUCAAACAGAGGAGCUGUCCAAGUGGAAGUCAAAGCACGCUGAGCUGAAACAAGAGUAUGAGUCCCUUUUACAAGCUUAUGAAAAUGUUAGCAGUGAAAUGGAUAAGAUGAGACAGCUUUUAGAGGGGGCUAAAAGAGAUAGGCAGGAAGCCCUUAGAAAAAUCCACAAACAUGAGACUGAGAUGGAGAUUCUGGAGAAACAAGCAAGAGAGAUGGAUGAAGAAAACAGAAGAAUUAAAGAGAAGAUGCACCAAUUUUCCAAAGAGAAACAGCAAAAGAUUGAGGAGCUGGAGGAAGAGAAUCAGAAAAUUAGGAAAGAGCUGACUGAGCUUGAGGAAAACCACAAAAUGGCAAUGUGUGAGCUUACUGAUAAAGAUCAAGAAUUGGAGGCAGAGAUUUCCAGACUUAAAGGGUCAUCAGAGGACCUCCAGGAGAAGCUUGCUGAAUUGGAGGUUGAAAAUACCCAACUGACAGAAAAGCAUAAAGACAUUAGCCGUUUGUUGGAAGAGAAGUACUCAGAAUCGAAUAUUUAUACAAAUAACAUGCAGCUUAAACUCGAUGAAGCACUCCUUUUGAAUAAUUCACUAACUGCCCAGAUUGAGGCCCAGAAAACAGAACUCUGUGUUCAGUUGGAAAUCAACAAUUUGUUACAAAAGGAGAAGCAAAAUCUUUCUGAAAGAAUUCAGAAGAUGCAGAAUGAUCAUGAAUUACAGUUGGGAAAGAAAGUGGAUGACAUUAAAGAGCUCAAAGACAUAAUUAAUAGACACAGCCAGGAAACCAUUAGCCUUAAUGAGAAGGUGAAAAUCUUGGAGGAUGAUAAGUCUCUUCUGCAGGAAGAGCUUGAAAAUGUUCAAGAAAUUUCAUACAAAGUGAAAAAUGAAAAUGAAUAUUUGGAAACUGUGAUCCUCAAAAACUCUGAAAGGAUUGACGAAUUGACUGAGUCUGUCUCUGAUUUGCAAACCCAAAACAAGCAGCUGUCCUCUCAGCUGACAGCCAGUAAAGAGAUGAGUUGUCAAGUUCGUCAAGAAAAAGAGGAGGAGCAGCUCAAAUUAGUCAGAGAGUUUGAGGAGAAGCUCAAGACGGUCCAGAGAGGCAGUGAGGGCUCCAAGAAUGUGAAGAAAGAACUGCAGGAGCUACUGAAAGAAAAGCAUCAGGAGAUAAAUCAGCUGCAGCAAAACUGCAUAAAAUACCAGGAACUGAUUUUAGAUUUAGAGGGCUCUUUGAAGACCUCGCGGUCCACCUGCGAACACUUAGAGAAAGAAUUGAAGAAAACCUCAGAGAAAAUGUCUGUUUUAGAGGAUAGAAGUAAACUAGUUGAAGCUGAGCUGGUAACACACAAGAAUCUCCUUCAGCAGGCCACAGAAAAGAUCUCUAUUGUUGAGUCUGAAAGAGACCAGCUGGCUCUGGAAAUAUCUCAGGAAAGUAAAAAGUCUGAGGAUCAGGUCAUGGAGAAACCACAAUCGCCCCAAAAUAUAGAUGAGAGGCAAUUCAAUUCUUAUAUGGAGAAUCAGUUUAUGUUACAGCAACAGGUAGAUGAUCUUAAGGCCCUUAAAGAUAAAGAAAGUCAAAAAGUGAGUGAACUGAGGCAGCACCUGGACUCUCAAGAUCUACAGAUAAAUACUCUAAGAAGAGCAGCUGAGACUAAUGAGGCAAAGCUGUCUGCUUUAUCUGCCACUCCUCAAGGUGCAGAUGCUUCCAAACUUUGGAAUGAUUUGUACCAAAAGACAUUACAUGAGAAGGAUAAUCAGCUCCUCGAACAGGGUUUUAUGAUCAAACGAUUCCUGGAAGACAUGAGAGUGAAAGAUAAAGAGGUGAAUGAACUACGAGUGACCAAGUCAAGACUGGAGAGGACUCUUAAUGAAUACUCUGUCGCUGCUGCUGCACAGCAGAGACAGCUGUUUGUCAUGAGCGCUAGCAAUGCUGAACUUAAUGAGACCAUGGAGCUUAUGACUGUGCAGGUAAAAGAACUCAGUGCUCACGCUGAAAGAAUGGAACAAGAUAAAAUCGCACUGACCCGACAGCUUGCUGACAAAGAGGAUGUGAUUUCCCAAAUGCAGCUAAAUCUCCAGCAGAUAGAGAAGAUAUAUGCGGACUUAGAUGCUCAGCUGCUCCUUUUACAGUCUCAAAAUGACAAAGUUCAAGCCGACUUUGAGAAGCAGGAGGGAAUUUCUCUGCAACUGAAAACACUCCUCCAGGGCAAAGAUGCUGAGAUCUCAUCUUUGCUGUCCUGUAGAGAUGGGCAGAUGUCAGGAUAUCUAGAGCAACUCCAGGCUAAUUACCGCACCCAGGUAGCAGUGUAUGAGGACAGGUUGACAUCAUCACGCUACCAGAGAGAAAAGGCUGACAAAGAGUUAAGAGGCCUUGAAGCAAAGGUCAAAAGUCUGCAAAUUACAGUUAACAGGUCUGCCCAGGAAAAGGAGCAGAUGGCUGCUAUGAUGGAAUCACUCAAGAGCUCAAUGGUGUCUUUACAGAGUGAACGGGAGCGACUGAUGUCAGAAUACAGAAUACUUGAAGCAAAGAGUCAGUUAGGGAUAAAGGGUAAAGAGGGCUCUGCUGAUGGGGAAGGUGGUGCCACCAAAGGCCUUAAACAUGAAAUAAGGAAACUGUUGCAUCAAAUGGAUGAUCUCAAUUCAGAGAACGCUAUGCUCAGGGCACAGCUGGUUCGCUACAGAGAGGAUUUGAAUCAGGUUUUGUUCCUGAAGGACAACCAGUUGAAGGUGCUGCUGAAGAAGCAGCAGGAUGUGAUCAAAAACCUAGAAAACCAAAAGGCUGCAGCUGAAAAGCAAUACCGAGAGUCCCAGUUGGAACUUCAAAAGGAAGAAGAGGUGAGCAAUACUUUAAAAGCAGAGAUGUCUAAACUCAAAGCUCAGGUUUCAACCCUGGAGGCUGAUGUAAUAACUCUGAAAAAGGAAAGAGCCGUGACAAAUGAAGGCAAAGUGAUUACCGAUUUGCAGGAAGCUGUGGCAGCCAAAGCAGCUGAAUGUAAUGACUUCCAGCAAAAACUUCUUUCUCAGAAAAUCCUUACUGAUGAGCUCAAGGAAAAAAUGCACCUAGUGGAAAAUGAAACAGACAAAAAGCUGGCUGAAGCUGAGGACAAAUACAACAACGAGCUGGACGCCUUCGAGCGUGAGGUGGAGCUGAUGAGAAACCAGCGGGAGACAGCAGAUCAAAGGGUGGCAGAGCUGGCUAAAGACCUACUGGAAAUAGAGCAACAGCUAUCAAAGGCCAAAACACAAAGCAAAGACAUGAGGGCUCAAAAUGAAUCCAUGUGCAAAGCCAUGGCUGCUCUGCAGAAUGACCGAGACCAGCUCAUUGAAGACUUCAAGAUCCUGAGAAACAGAUAUGAUGAAGAACUCAGAGAAACUCAAGCAGCCUUGAACAAGGUUGAGCGCAGUCUGCAGGAUGCCAUGUCUGACUUGGCGAUGUUUGCUAAAGAGAGGGACAUCCUUGUUCAAAAAUUAAAAGCUUUAGAGAGCAAAGACUCACACACAGAGCUGAGCAAUCUGUUGGAUCAGCUGUCAAAGGAUUUGUCAGAGAAGGAAAGGGACCUGAAGCAGGUCGUCCUGGAGAAUAAUAUGUACAGCAGACAGCUGUCUGCGUUCUCCAGGUCCAUGGCCAGCCUCCAAAAUGAUCGUGACCGGCUGAUGGAUGAGUUGGCUGGGGCCAAAAGAGCGGUUGAGUCUAGGCAAGGGUCAAGCCCAGAGACUGUCACCUCUGUGAGUGUGGAAAAGUCAAAAGAAAGUGGUGUCAGUGCUCUCCAGAAUGAAAAAGAAGGGCUGGAGGCAAGGCAGAAUAUGGAUGAACUACAGCAAACCGUAAAGACGAUGCAAACUUACAGAAUGCCACCUGAAAAUGAAAUCAGCAGCUACAAGGAAGAAACAACAGAUCUGAGGUCUGACACAGAGAGGACGGACACACUGCCAGUUGCGGAACCAGUUGUGUUGGCAGGUCAGAGUGGAAUGGACAAGGUGGUGAGUAGGUUGGAGGCAGAGAGGAUCCAGCUCCACAGAGAUCUGCAGCGCUGUAUGUAUGAGAUCCAACAACGAGACCACUACUUCCAGCAACUCAACCUGAAGCUCCAGCAGGCAGUAGAGGAGAAAGGUGCUGUUGCAGAUCAGCUGAGGGCUGUUUCCCAAUCCCUGAGGGACACCCAGAGUCGCUGCCACUGGCUGGAAAACCAAGUCCAAGGCCAGACUCAGGGGUUAGUAUGUGCUGAGGUUGCACCUGGAGCCCCUCAGGAGAGGAGCAACAACUCCAUGACUGCUGAAACUGCUGAAGCCUGUCAGCUCAGAGAAAGGCUGCUUGAGUUGGAGCAGAGUCUGACAGAUGAGAGAGCGAGAAGAGAGACAGCUGAGGAGGCUCUUCGUCUUGCUGAGGACAGAGCAAAGAGUGUUGGUUCCAGUGUGUCUAGAGACAGUCAGAGGGACUUCAGUAUCGACAUGGAGACAGAAGAGGAGUGGGACGCUCUCAGUCUCAACCCAAACCAGCCUCUAAUAACACGAAAGGUGAAAGGUGGCAUGGUGGUGUGUCGACGGUGGCUCAGAGGGAGGAGCCUCUACUUUUCCAGGCUGCUGACGAGCCGCGCCCGCUCUAGAUAUUUCUUUCUGGCCUACUUGCUCACAAUACACGUGCUUGUCCUCAUGUGCCUCACUGGUGCCCUGUAGCCAGGUCACACUGGGAAAUUACACAAAUUGGCUCAAGGUGAAAACUGAAAGCUGAAGUCAAGGUUUUUUUUGUUUGUUUGUUUUUUAGCUAACAGCAUUUUAAUAUCCUCUCUUUAUUGUAAAGCAUUGUGAAACACUAAAAGUGGCACACUUAAAGCAGUGGGAGAGGCUCUCCAUACUCUUGUCAGAUCACACCUGUCCUCUCUCAUGUUGCCAGGAUAAUAUGAUGAUGUUUAGGUUACCUGCUCAAUACAUGAUAGUGCAGUUUGCAGUUAGAUGGAUCUGAACCGCAGCAAGGCAGUUGACUACAUUUUAAAAGAUUUCAGAUUAAAUUCUCCACAAAAUAUAAUUUAAUGUAAUCUUCAUUUAUUUGUAGUUAUUUUUUGUAAGACUGAACACAGUGAGUUUCUGUUAAACAACUAUUUUUUUUUCUUUCUCUAAACCAAGCCUUAAAGUACGUGUGUGUGUGUGUGUGUGUGUGUGUGUGUGUGUGUGUGUGUGUGUGUGUGUGUGUGUGUGUGUGCGCGCACGUGUUGGGCGUACCUACAGUUUGUUCUUUUUAAAUCCUGAUUAGAAACGAGUUUAAAAAAAUUUAAUCUUUAAUACAAAUCGUUAAACUGAUGGAGUAGAAGAAGAAUGACUUCAGUUCAAUGUAACCCUCUAAUGUAAAAGCAUAAGAAGGUGCAGAAAGCCAUAUACAUUCUUAACACUAUAGUGUAAACCUUGUUUUAUAAUCUUAUCACCUCUCCACCCUGUUUCCCUUCCUGAGCUGGAAACAAACAUGCAAACAUCCCGUCAGUGACCGCAGUGCAUCCCAAUCACAAAUGUCUGCACCAGCUGCUGCUUUCUUUUGCCUGCCUGGUUUCAUACCUUGCACAUAAUCGUGAUGCUGAGUUAAAACUAUGCACUGAAGCUCCAAAUGUGUAUAUAAUCAUCUUAUAUAAGCUCAGAAGCACUACACCUCUCCCACCCUGUUCCCUUUAAACUGCAAAGCCAAUGGUGUCUGUAUCCUUACCUUGGCAGUUUGAAUUAAGUGCUCUCAUGCCUGUUAAAGAUAGUGGGAGACAGUGGUUUCCAUAUAUCUUUAAAUUUACUUUGGUAUCAUGGUAUACCAGUGAAAAUGUACUGCAAAAACAAAGCAGAUGAUAAGAAAGUACAUACUGUGUGUAGUAAAGGUUUAUUGUAUUUAUGUUUGCAUUUUCAGAGAGUAUGCUGUACAGUAUCUGUAAUGGACUGUAUGUAUGUAUAUAUGCAUUUCUAUCCUCCCUGCCUGAUCUUUGAUGACUGCAUUUCUUCUUGAUUGUUUAGUCUGAAAAUGUGAUUGAUAAAAAAGAAGGUGUAAAAACACAAUCUGCAAUCCUGUCUCCAGAUGUUUUCUGGCUUGUUAAAUCAUCAGAUUUUGUAGAAAUGCACAGUUGCUGAGGAGUUUGUGGUACAUUGUCCUAAUACUCUGUACAUAAAGCUGUGAUUGAUGGACAAAACAAUGAACUGAAUCUAUUUAUGAAAAAGGUUAACUACUGAAAAAAUGUUCAGAUGGCAUAUUUUCUCUACUGCCUCUAUUUUUAAGAGAUAGCGAUGCUGUUGGCCUUUUGGUGACUUUAGGCUUAACUUGGUGCAAUACUGUGUCAGAGGUGAACUUUGUCAGAUCACCCUAAACCAUCUCGAAAGAAGUUUAAUAAAGCCUAUUGAACUUA
Molecule: messenger RNA, 17011 nt
Organism: Epinephelus moara (kelp grouper)
Lineage: Eukaryota; Metazoa; Chordata; Actinopteri; Perciformes; Serranidae
Product: golgin subfamily B member 1
Exons: 30
Coding region: 156-15317 (5053 amino acids)
Cellular component (GO): Golgi apparatus
Source: RefSeq, a predicted model, not a curated record